AGAAAACGAUGAGACGGGCCAACCCAGCCCAAAUAGUUGGUGGUGACUGGUAAUCCCAAGCUUGAGAGUGCCUGAGUCCACAAUUGUUGCGGAUCGGGUCACACCACUGAGCCCAGACCGUCGCGACGCACCUCCCAAUCCAAUCACGUGCAUCGCUACCCAUAUACACAAUUUGCAGCGCUGGAAAUAAUUCGUCCCAUUCCUUCAAAAUUCUUCCAAGACAGAGGUAGACGGAUUUUCCAGCUAUUUUAAUCCUGCUAGUUUGUUAGAGUUGAACAAUUUUACACGGAAUGGUUUUACAUGAUUUUUUCCGCAUUUGAACUGUGAUAUGAUAGUUUAACCAAUGAAGCUAAAAUAAUCAAUCAAGAUUGUUCCUUUUGUUUAUCCCCUUUUUUGCUUCAUACAAUUAUACUCAUGUAUGUCUGCUCAUAAUUUUCAGCUGUCUGAUUGGAGCGGAAAGAAUAAAGUGUAGGCAUAGGUUUUGCUUAUGGAUUCCUCAUCGAUGGAUGCUUAUCCUCAUGUUCAGGAGAUAUUGCUUGAAUUUCGAGCAGGAAAAAUGCUUAUGGAAGGAAAGCAAGUUGUCCCUGAUUCACGGAAAGGACUUGUUCGUAUAGGCAGGGGUGUGGAAGGACUUGUCCAUUUCCAAUGGUUGGACCGUUCAAGUUUGAUUGUCGAAGAUGAUCAGAUUGUUCUUCCAGAGGAAGCAGUCUUUGAAAAGGUUAAUCAAUCAUCCGCGAGGGUUUACAUUUUGAAAUUUCAUACAGAUGAUCGAAAGUUUUUCUACUGGAUGCAGGAGCCAAAAGACGACAAUGAUUCACAAUUAUGCAGCUCAGUUAACUUCUACCUAAAUCAACCACUAGAGUUUCCUGGUGAAGAAGAGCCUGAAAAUACUUAUGAUGUGGUUGAAGAAGACAUUUCAUCUAGAGCAGGAAAUUUGGUUGGCCCAAGCAUGGGCACCGAAGCAACCAGUGAAGUAACUUCUUCUGGACCUGUAAAGUUGGCUGAUUUACAGAGGAUACUAAGUAACAUAGGAUCAUCAGAUGACGCUGUAGAUCCAGAUGCUGGCUUGGGGUUAGCAGAUAUUUUGAGGCCAGAGUUUGUACUACCGUUGAUUGAAGACAUACCACUGCAACAACAACUUGCUACGUAUUUACCUGAGGGCCAAUGGAAUCGUGAGGACUUCCUGGAGUUAUUGCAGAGCCCCCCAUUUCGUCAACAAGUAGAUUCAUUUACUUACGUGCUUCGGACCGGACAAGUUGAUCUAUCUCAAUUUGGAAUUGAUCCCAGUCAAUACAACUUCACAGUUCCGUCCUUCCUCGAGGCACUGGAAGAUUCUGUUUCUGGAACAUUGCAACCCAGCAAUGCCAUGAAAGAUGGGGAUUUGGCUUCUCACGCUAGCAGAAGUGAACCAAUGGAUGAAGAUGGUCACUGAUUUCAGUUACCUUCAAUCAGUCACCUAAAUCUUUUGACCAUUUCUGUGGAGAACAAAAGGGGGGCCUUUCUGUAGGGUUGCAUCGUAGCAUAAUGCACUUCAACUUUUGGAAGGUUUGGAGCAGCUGAGUGAAUGUAAUAGAGGAAAACAUGUCAUCUGACUUGCGUUCGUAUUCUCGGUCGGACGUUUGCUAGUUUGGGCAGUAAGUUAGUUAAACUUAUAUUACACCUUGGUUAUUAAGUUAGACUAUAUUGGUCUACAUCACAACAAGUAUUUGGCACUUCGCUCCAGCUAGCUAUUUCCAACUUUUGGUAAAUUUAUACUAGGGCAACUUGAGAAUUGAGGUCAAGAUGUGGUCAAUUACAUCAAUGAAGUGUAUUAAUGUGCUUGUUAAUAUUAUUGCUAUUUCAUUAUGUCAUUCGUCUAUUAGGGUUGAUAUUUCGAUGUUCUAAAGUUU
Messenger RNA from Cuscuta epithymum, 1889 nucleotides. Lineage: Eukaryota; Viridiplantae; Streptophyta; Magnoliopsida; Solanales; Convolvulaceae. The record is from the annotation of a GenBank genome assembly.